Molecule: messenger RNA, 551 nt
Organism: Mus musculus (house mouse)
Lineage: Eukaryota; Metazoa; Chordata; Mammalia; Rodentia; Muridae
Gene: Tstd1
Product: thiosulfate sulfurtransferase (rhodanese)-like domain containing 1
Exons: 4
Coding region: 40-441 (133 amino acids)
Biological process (GO): regulation of transcription by RNA polymerase II; regulation of DNA-templated transcription
Cellular component (GO): cytoplasm
Molecular function (GO): thiosulfate-thiol sulfurtransferase activity
Source: RefSeq, marked validated
GGUUCCGGUCUCUGGUUGGGCUCUGGGAGGGUGAGGGAGAUGCUUCGGCUUGCAGUUCUGCGUCACAGUCACACAAGUGCGGCUGCAGGAACCAUGGCUGGAGUGCCUACAGUCUCCUUCUCUGAGCUCCGUUCACUCGUAGCCUCAGGCAGGGCCAGGCUCUUCGACGUUCGAUCUCCAGAGGAGGCAGCAGCUGGUACCAUUCCUGGGGCACUCAACAUCCCUGUGUCUGAAUUGGAAAUCGCCUUGAACAUGGACCCAGCUGCUUUUCAGACUCUGUACUGUGCUGAGAAGCCAAAGCUAGAAGACAAGAAUCUUAUUUUCUUCUGUCAGAUGGGCAGGCGGGGUCUCCAGGCCACACAACUGGCACAAGGUCUUGGCUAUACAGGGGCUCGGAACUAUGCCGGGGCCUAUAAAGAGUGGCUGGAGAAACAGGGCUAGAUAAAAGGCUCACCAGUUUGUGGCUGUUCUCAGACUACCUUGCUGGGCUAGGCAAAUCCUUGUAGUGCUUCACACAUGAAAAACUCAAAUAAAAAGUACACUUAAUGAAG